This is a messenger RNA of Cricetulus griseus (Chinese hamster), 4743 nucleotides long. The record is from RefSeq and is a predicted model, not a curated record. Lineage: Eukaryota; Metazoa; Chordata; Mammalia; Rodentia; Cricetidae.
GUAGUGCACACCUUUAAUCCCAGCACUCAGGAAGCAGAGGGAGGUGGGUCUCUGAGUUUGAGGCCAACCUGAUCUACAUAGCAUGUUCGAGGCUAGCCAGGGGUACAUAGUGAGACCCUCUUUCAAGAAGAGUGGAUGUUUUACCAAAGGCCCUAACCAAAUGAAUACAGCUCAAAAAGAAAGGGCACAUAGAUCUCAAAGAAUGAACUUUGUCUUUAUUCCCAAUGUCAUGAUUUAGAGUACAAAAAAGCCACUGGAACUCAGAAGAGAGGACCAACAUAUAACAGUCUAUUGUUUGUUCAUGGGUUUUCAUUUCCAGGUUAUCAUACAUGGGUUUCACUAUGGUACUUCAUACAAAUGUGCAAUCCUUGGUUCUCAUCUCUUCUGCAUGUCCCCUUCACAUCACCUAGGGAACUGUAACCUCUAGUUCCCUUUCUUCCCUACAAAAGCCAGUCUUGUGACAUGCUUGUUUAACCUGCCCAAAACCUGGAUUUGCCUAAAUUUGUUCUCCACCACUGAUGAGGGAAAUAAAGGUUAUUUGUAUGUACUAAAAAAAAAAGUAGAUUAAACUUUAAAAUAUAUACCAUUUUCCAUGGCAUCCAAGAACAUGAAAUACAUAUAAUUUUAGAUCUGUGCUAAAAGCUAUAGAAUAAUGCCAAAGAAAAUUAGACUGUAAUGUGUUCAUAAGUGGCUGACUCCAAAGACAGUGAUGUCCAUUGUCUUCAUCAUAGUGUGUUUUUUUGGUAGUUUGUUGUUGUAGAGACAUAACACAGGGUUUCACACAUGCUAGGCAAGCACUUUAUCAUGGAAUUAUAUCUCCAGCUCCUGCCAUUGAUCUCUGCAUUCAAUAAAAUCUGAAAUUUUCUCAAUAAGUACUUAACAUUUUUAUUGGUGUAUAGUCAUUGUGUAUAGUGAUGCAUAAGGACUAGUUUUGUUUUGGUUUUGAGUCAGGGUCUUGUUAAUGUAGCUCUGGCUGUCCUGGACUUUCACUCUCUAAACUAGACUGGCCUCAAACUCACAGAGAUCUGCCUGCCUCUGCCUUCUAAGUGUUGUGAUUAAAGGUGUGCUCCACUUCACCCAACUACAUAAAGAUAUUUUCAUGAAUAUACUUUGUUCAAUAGAAACUUCAAAAGUCCUUUGUGUAGAAACUAGUAUGCUGAUUAUGUAUCUUGUGAAAAUGCAAAGAAUCUGAAAUAGUUAAAAGUCUUUUUUUAGAUAUAUUUUAUGUAUAUGAACGUUUUUUGCCCAUACAUCCAUACUUGUCUUGGAGGUCAGAAGAUGGCAUCAGAUCCCUGGACUGGAGGUACAGACAGUUAUGAACUACACUUUGGGUCUUUUGCAGUACCAACAAGUGCUCUUAACCACUGACUGAGCCAUCUCUCCAGCCCCUAAAAUAUUUUCUUUUGGUGCUCAGGAUGGAGCCCAGGGCCUUUCACGUAAUAACCAAGUGCUCAACCACUCAAUUAUAGCCUCAGCCCUAAAAAAAAAAAAAAUUAAUAAAAAGACUGACUGGGGCACUCAUGUUACCUGAUCUCAAGAUCUACUUUCCAGCCUAUAUGGCUCUAGUGCUAGGGUAGACAUGCAGACCAAUGAAACAGAAGACAGUUCAGAAAGAGACUGACAUAUGUGAAUGAUUACUUGACAACAAAGAUGCCAAGAUCAGUAUGAGGAAGGAGUAUUUUUCAGAAUUGGUGUUAGAGGAACUGGUUAUGUGUUUGGGGUUGGGGGAGGGGGCAGAAGGUGAGGGAUCAACAUUGAACCCUUCCUACUACAUACAUAAAAAUGAGCUCAAACUGAUGUGAUAGCACAUGCCUGGAGUCUGGGAUACUCAGGAGGCCAAGACAGAUGGUCACAAGUUCAAGGCCAUCCUUUGCAGUAUGAGAUGGAGUUCAUGACCCCUGGGGAAAUCAAUCCAGACUAUAAUUAGUUAAAUUUAUUAAAGAUGCUAGCAGGACAAUACUCUCAAUACUAAUUGAGAUUGCUUCGGGAAAGGGGAGUGAGGGAAAGGUUUUUAAAGGAGAAGACCUUGAGUAUCUGCUCAAUCAAGGCAAGAGCUGUUCUGUUCUCAGGGUCAUAUAGUCAAGGUGACCUCAGAAUGGUCCUUGAAGGCCUACAAAAGCAGGUUACAGAAGCAAAAAAAAGUCAUAUUGUUUUGUGUUUUUUUUUUUCAAGACAGGGUUUCUCUGUGUAGCCCUGGCUGUCCUGGAACUGGCUCUGUAGACAAGGCUGGCCUCGAACUCACAAGAGAUCCACCCUCCUCUGCCUCCCAAGUUCUAAGAUUACAAGCAUGUGCCAGGAGGCCCAGCCAAGGUUGUAUAUUUUUACAUGGGGGUGACUAAAUCAGGGUUACUGAGACUGGAGUCAGAGACAGCUAGUGGGUACCAGAAUGGAUGCCUAGCAUAAAAGGGAGUUUCUUUAGCAAUCGCAAUACCAUCUCAGAAAAGUUAAAUCAAAAUACAUCAUACACCUAAGAGUCAAAGCUAAAAUUAGAAUCAGGUGUGGUGGUGACCACCUCUAAUCCUAACACUUGGGAGGGAAAGGCAAAAGAAUCUUAAGUUUAAGAACAGCCUCACUACACAUAACAAGACCUUGUCUCAAAAAGGAAGGGAGGGAGGGAAAGAGAGAGAGAAAGAAUAUAUAAUUUGACCUGAAAAAAAACUUUGGAAUAUGUACAUUUGACACAAAACAAAUAUCCAUUAUAUAUAAAGAACCUCCACUGAGCAGUGGUGGCACAUGCCUUUAAUCCUAGCACUUAAGAGGCAGAGGCAGGUGGAUCUCAAGGCCAGCCUGGUCUACAAAGUGAGUUCCAGGACCAGGACUGUCUCAAAAAAAAAAAAAGGAAGGAAGAAAAUGCCACUUUGAUCAUAACCAAUAAUCAGUUCAAUAUUCAACAUCCCUUAUCGUUAAGGAAGUUCAAAUUAAAAACUACAAUGAAAUGCUACCAACAGGCUCAGUGGGAGAGCAUUUCCUUAGAGGGAAAGAAAAACAAAAUAAAAUACAUCCUCUAGAAUGGCUUAACGUAAGAACCCCAGCAAUGCCACACAUGUAGAAUCCAAUGACAGUCUCUAAGAAGCAAAGACACCUUCUCUUUUGGGAACCUCAGUAAGUCCCAGCUGGGUGUGAACAGUGGCUCGCAUGGGGCUUCCUUCUGGGCCAGCAGCAGCAGCUUCACCUGGAAACCGGUAGGUAGUGCAAAUUCUCUUGGUCCCACCUAGACCUGCUCAAUGGGAAACAGAGGAGGCAAUGAACAACAAUGAAGUACCAGGUGAUUCCAGCGCAGGAGGGCAGGAAGGAGGAAGAAGGGCUACUUCUUUAAGGCUAAUUGGGACCCUCCCAUUCCGCCUCCCCUUCUCUUUCCCAGGCUUCUUAACACCCUGGUGUGGGAAGCUGGCCCUUAGCUGAAGCUCGAAUGGCCUGCAGUUGGAGGUAAGGCCCAUGACUGGCAGCACAGUAAGCUUGAGCAGGGGAUGGGUGGGACUUGGAUCCCACUGGACUCACACCUGGUGCCUCCUCCCUCUCCACCCUGGGGUUCCCAGAGGGCCCCAGGGGCUGUCAGAUGAUCUCUCAGCAAGCUUCCCAACUUGGGCUACACAAAAAUCACCAUCUUCUCCAUUGCUGUUUUGAGUGUUUGUGUCUCCGGUCUGGGGAUGCUCUGGUCAGUUGCCUGAGAUGGGGGUGGGGUGCGAGGGGUAUGACUUGACCUCUAGGAGUUUUCAAUGGCUAUUGGAUUCCCCAGGCUGCAAGGAAACCUUCCUUACAGGAGGCUGUGAGCUUAGCUUCUGUAUUACUAACGAGACAGUGAGAACAGCUGAGCUCCAAAGCAGGGACCCAGGACCUAUCUUACCACAGACUCACUUCUGUGCCCCAACACCUCCACCAAACCACCCAGCAAAAGUUCCAUGAGUCACCACAGCACCAGCAGUGGGACAGAAACCACAACAAAGAUCAUGCUCUGGGGCGGUGAGCUCAGUCAGGAAAAACAGAUUUGCACCUUUAGACCCCAAGGAGAGAAGGACAACUGUAAACUGUUGCUCAGCACGAUUUGCUUGGGGGAGAAAGCCAAAGAGGAGGUGAAUCGUGUAGAAAUCCUGCCCCCAGCAAACCAGGAGGACAGAAAAUCACCAGUCACCAUUGCCUCACUGAAGGCCUCCGUCCUGCCUAUGGUCACAGUGACAGGUGUGAAGCUUUGUCCUCCAGUGACUUUCCGGCUCCGGGCUGGCUCAGGACCUGUGUUCCUCAGUGGCCGUGAAUGCUAUGAGACUUCAGACGCAUCCUGGGAAGAGGAAGAGGAGGCAGAGGAAGAGGAGGAUGAGGAGGAGGAGGAAGACGAAGAGGAAGAUGUGGAUAUAUCAAUAGAAGAGUCGCCCAUCAAACAAGUCAAAAGGAUGGCUCCCCAGAAGCAGGCGAACUUGGCAAAGAAAAAAAGGCUAGACAAAGAAGAGGAGGAGGAGGCUGUAAGGCCCAGCCCUCAGGACAAGAAUCCCUGGAAGAAGGUGAAAUCUACACCCAAACCUAAGAAGUCUGCAUCCAAGAAAUGAGGCGCUCACCUUGGUAUCUCCUGUGUCCAAGGGAGGGUGUCUACCAGCUGUGCUCUGAUUCAGGUGUCCAGCCCCUCCACCUGAGUCUAAAUGUAAAUAAGGUGUGGAGGCCACACAGGAGCCCUACAACCCAGCCCUUCAAUUUCAAGGGGCUCUUGGGGAAGAACCCCACAGCAUGCAUAAGCCACAAUAAAAUUUGCACUAU